This is a messenger RNA of Amphimedon queenslandica, 3660 nucleotides long. Its product is annotated as verprolin-like. Gene Ontology annotation, cellular component: actin filament. Bases 238 to 3654 code for a protein of 1138 amino acids. The transcript is spliced from 11 exons. Gene Ontology annotation, biological process: actin filament polymerization. Lineage: Eukaryota; Metazoa; Porifera; Demospongiae; Haplosclerida; Niphatidae. The record is from RefSeq and is a predicted model, not a curated record.
UUAUUCAUUGUUAAUUGAAAUCUACCACACCCACCGUUAAAAUGUCUACCAACAGUCACUACAUCAUCAGCCAGUCACACUGUUGUGAGAUUUUCAGGGAGAAAUCAGAGAAUAGUAGACUUAUGAAUUAUUCAUUGAGUAUUUGUACAGAGCAUGCGCACAAUACUAAUGAUAUUCAUAGUUUGCGUGAGUAUUUUCAGCCCCGCCUUCUUUGAGCUACACCCAUAACUUUGCAAAAUGCAGUCCGGACAGAUUAACAACACAUACACUGGACUCCUGUUUAAAGGUAAUCCUUCGGCUAAGGCCUGGGACCAAAUCUCAGCUCAGCCAGUUGACCUAACCAUCGAACCAAACACUGGAUCAUGGACAUUGGCCAUCUACAGGGACACUGAAAAGGUAUUGGAGGAGCCAAUCAAUGAUAAAAUGAAGAUUAAAAUUAGAGAUAACUUUGUGAACUGGACUGUACUGAGAGAUGGUACCACCAAAGUAAUGUAUGGAGUUAGAAUGAAGGAACUAGCUCAAGCUGUGAAGUUGAAUGAGGAGCUGAAUAGAGCAGCUGCUUCAAAGACAGUUGGAUCAGUGAAUGAAAGAGCACUGAGGAUCAAGAUGUCUGAUGAAGAAUAUGUAUCAAUCAAUUGUAAAAUGGACCUGUCAAUGCUCCAAGUAGUAAAGCAACUUGCAACAGUUAAACAGUUUGACUCAUCUAUGUACGCUCUGUCUCUUGCAAUGUCUUCUGACGGGUCCUCGCAGUCUUUAAAACCUUCCAGUCUUGUGAAGGACCUUGAGCCAUCCUCAGUCCUUGUAUUGAGACGAAGAAAGAAAACUGAACCGGCAAAGCCUACCAUUGAAAAACCUAAAACUGCAGCUGCUACUGAAACUCCAGGUGCUACUGUCAAGGUUACAUUUCCUUCCAGUGCUGUAAAGUCCUUUACUGUCCCACCAUCAAUACUGAUACCAGACCUUCUCUUGCUGGCCUGCACUGACCAAGGACUCAGUCCUGAUGUGCAUGAAUUUGAUCUGCCGAUUCAAAAUAUUUCUAAAAUAAAACUGCAGCAGUUGAGAUUAAGUCAAUUAACAAUUAUAAAGAAAGAUGUACCAGAGGUGACCAUGACAACAGAAUCAACUGAUGGCGGUGGACAUCAAAAGUAUUCUAAUAUAAAGAGGCCUCCGCCUCCUCCUUCUCCUUCUGCUAGACGUGCUACAGUAGCCACGCCCCCAACUAAAGCUCGUUCCCCCGUCAUUCAAGCUCACUUGAGACAUCGUUCCAGUACCGGUUCUAGUCCGUCCUCUAAAGAGAUUAAUGAUGCAAUUUCCACAAUGCUGACUCAGCAAGCUGUCGGCAAAGCCACACCCACCAAUAUGAGUUUAAGUCCUCUUGCAAUAAAACGUUCGGCAACUUAUGAUACUAAAAAAAGAGUAGCCCCUCCCCCUCCUCCUCCUGGUAAGGAGACCACACCCACUAUACAAACAUCACCUGUAUUGAUACACAACAAGGCCACACCUCCUUUGGGGAGAGAGGAGGUUGAUGGUGUUAUUAAAACUGGUUAUAAACAUCAUGGGAUACCUUUACCAAGUAUGGUAAAGAAGAAUGGCAAUGGAGGAAAAGGAAUAUCAAUAUCACCUUCGGUUGGUAGGAGGCAAUCCAAAGAAAAGAGACCUUCUCCUCCUUUAUCUUCUCUCCCUCCGUCCACUGUUCCUGUUACUGGCUCAUCUCCUACUGUUUCUAGGAAGCCAAUUCGUAAAGCUCCUGCCAAACCUCCUGAGGGCACCAGCUUAAAACCUGCACCAGAACCAGUACCUAAUAAACCUGCUCCAGACCCCCCAACACAAGUCAGACCGGCCCCUAUCAAUAAUGCUCCUGUUAUUUUUAAAAUCCCUCCACCUCCGCCAAGGAAGAAACCAUCAGAGACAACUGAAGUAGCUAAACCAAUGAUGGAGGAUAAGGGGAAAGAUGAGAGGAGGAGUAUUGAAGACAUGAAGAGAGAGAGAGAAGAGAGUGAGAGUGAUGAGGAUUCCUCUGAUGAAUCUGAUGACUCUUCUGUUGCCAUGGGCUACGAUGUACAGGAGAAGGAUGAGCAGACAUCAUCAUCUUCUUCUGAUUCUGAUAGUGAAAAUGAAACAAAGGAGCCAUUGAACUGGCAACAAUACCAGCAGGAGAAAGAGGAGGAGGAGGAGGAGGAGGAGGAAGGGAAAGAGAGAGAGGAGGAGGGAGAGAGUAGUGACAGUAGCAGCAAUGAUGAUGAUGAUGAUGAUGAUGAUGAAGAUAAUGAUGGAGAGAUUGUUUUAAUUGCUCACAAGAAAAGUGUUAUAGAUGAUGGCCCACCAUAUCCUCCUCUUGCUCUGCCUGCUGCCCCUCCCUCUCUUGAUUUCUCCUCUUCAGAUCCUGUUAUUAAUGAAGCUGUUCACAAACUCAUGAAUAUUAAUGAGGACCCAGUUCCUGAGAGAAAGAGAGUGGGUGGAGCUAACAGUACUGAUCUUAAAGAACUCGACAACAUGGUGGCAUCACUUCGUUCAUUGAUAGCCGAUACUUGUGAGAUAAGUGGAUCAGAGACUGAAGCUCCGCCUACUCACACCAAUGAGGCUCCACCCACUAAUAAUGUUGCUCCUCCUGCCCCUCCCCCUCCUCCUGGUCUUGGAGUUAAGAAACGUCCACCGCCACCAAUCGUGAAACCAAAACCAAAACCAAAGGAAGUACAAACUAGUGGGAAUGGUGAUGGUAUGGACGAGUUAAAGGAAAAGUUAAUGAAGAGACAAGCAAAAAUACAAGAGACAGAGACAAUGGCAGCUGGUGAAUCAUCAGUAACAACUGGACCAGUAACAGGAGCAGCUGCUGGUAGUGGACCAGUAACAGGAGCUGGUAGCGGACCAGUGGAAAGUGAAGAAAACAUUCGGAAAAUUAGUGAUAGUGGUCAGUUAUUAGGGGGUGGGGCUGGAGGAGGGGCUAAUGAUAUGCAGGCCCAGUUGAGUAUGUUACAACAGCAAAUGCUCCAGCAGCAAAUGAUGGCGCUACAGAGUCAGUUUCAACAAUUACAGCAACAGCUGCUAGCAGGAGGAGGAGGAGGGGGAGGGGCCCAGUUUAAUCCGCUAUUAAUGCAGUCUUUAUUAGCUGGUGGGAGUGGUCAAUUGCUGCCGGCAACACCUCAGUAUCCUCUAGGGGGUUACCCCCCUGUACCCUCAUAUUAUGCACAACCAUACACUGCAGUACCUCCUCCUCCUCCUCCUCAAUCUUAUGCUGCAGGAGCACCUGUAACACAACCUGUACCGUCAGUGACUCCACCCAUCAAUAUUGAAUCAGUGGCUCCGCCCACUAUUGGAUCAGUGGCUCCACCCACUAUUGGAUCAGUGGCUCCGCCCACUGGUACUGGGUCGGAAGGUGUGGUACAGAGGGAACGUAAAGUGUCUGAGGCUGAUAGACGGUCCGUGGCAUUAGGAGAGAGGGAGGGGCAGUUUGAUAAUCUAAUGGAGCAAGUUAGAUACACAAAACCAGACGAAGUUUUGAAUAAAGUACCCGAUGAUGAUGGUGAAGUUAGAUCAGACACAGAUGAUGUUACAGUAGCCAUUAGCAAAGCAAUUGAAGGAAGGAGACUGCAUUUAUCUACAUCUAUCGAAGCUGACAAUGUUGCUGACGAGGACGAGUGGGAGGAGAAUUUGUAAUAAAAA